Molecule: messenger RNA, 1941 nt
Organism: Trifolium pratense (red clover)
Lineage: Eukaryota; Viridiplantae; Streptophyta; Magnoliopsida; Fabales; Fabaceae
Exons: 1
Coding region: 1-1941 (646 amino acids)
Source: RefSeq, a predicted model, not a curated record
AUGGCUGAACAAAGAACACUAAGGCAGCUUGCUGCUCCUGAUGUCAAUUACAAUGGUCUAUGCAUCCAAUAUACUGACGUUGAUAUUCCUUUUGAAUUGAAAUCUGGUUUGAUACACUUGUUGCCCAAGUUUCAUGGUCUUGCAGGUGAGGAUCCGCAUAAGCAUUUGAAGGAAUUUCAAGUUGUUUGUUCUACACCAUUGAGGCCUGAAGGUAUAACAGAAGAUCACAUCAAGCUCAGAGCUUUUCCAUUCUCGCUCCAGGGUGCUGCCAAAGAUUGGCUGUACUAUCUUGAGCCGAAUUCUAUCACAACUUGGAAUGAUUUGAAGAAGGUCUUUCUAGAGAGAUACUUUCCCGCUUCUAGAGCUGCGUCAAUCAGAAAAGAAAUAUGCGGCAUUAGGCAGGGAAACGAAUCAUUGGCAGAAUACUGGGAAAGAUUCAAGCAGCUAGUUUCUAGUUGUCCUCAACACCAGAUCACCGAGCAAUUACUCAUCCAGUAUUUCUAUGAGGGGUUGCUACCAAUGGAUAGAAACAUUUUGGAUGCUGCUAGUGGUGGAGCACUUGUUGAUAAAACUCCAGCUGCUGCAAAGGCCUUGAUCGAGAACAUGUCACUCAACUCGCAACAGUUUACAACUAGAAAUAAUUCUGCAAGUGUGAAUGAGGUUCAGUCUUCCUCUCCUUCCAUCAAGGCGCUCGAAACCAAGUUUGAUGCUAGAAUUGAUGAACUUACUUCCUUGGUGAAACAGUUGGCAGUUAAUAGACCUCAAAUAGCUAAAGUGUGCGGCAUUUGUACUUCUACUGAACAUCCAACCGACACAUGUCCUAUUCUGCAGGAUGAAACAAUAACUGAGCUACCUCAAGCAUAUGCAGCAGCAGCAGCCCUUUACAAUCAGAACAGGUACAACAAUCCUGACCUCUCCACCAACCAGUAUCAUCCUAGUUGGAGGAAUCAUCAAAACCUCAGAUACGGUAAUCAGUCACAGGCUGCAGCCCCCUCUGCCCCACCAGCCAUCCCUUCACCUUCAUUGGAGGACCUUGUCAAGCAAAUGGCUACAAGUAACAUACAGUACCAACAACGAACAGAUGUUAGCAUUCAGAACUUGACAACUCAGAUGGGGCACAUGACAACACAGAUGGGACAAAUGGCUAAUGCAAUAGGCCAAUUACAAGCUCAGGGCUCUGGUAACCUUCCUGCACAAACAGUGCCGAAUCCGAAUGUGAAUGUGAGUGCAAUUACUUUGCGAUCUGGAAGAGUGUCAGAACCAGCACCAGAGAAAAAGAAGAAGAAAACCGUUGCAUCAUCAUCUGCUCCUGAACCUCCUUCUGUUACAACUGAGACCGAACCCGAAAAAGAAAGAGUAUAUGUGCCACCAAUUCCUUUUCCUCAAAGGGUGCAGAAAAAUAUCAAGAAGACAGUUGAGGAAGACAAGGAGAUUUUAGAUGUAUUCAGAAAAUGUGCGGUUAACAUUCCUCUCCUUGAUGCAAUUAAACAGAUUCCUAAAUAUGCAAAAUUCCUGAAAGACUUGUGCACACACAAGAGGAAGUUGAAGGGAAAUGAGAGAGUCAGGUUGGGACGAAAUGUUUCUGCUUUCAUUCAGCCCAAAACUGGUUCCUCAGCUAAUGUCUCAGUUCUCAGUCAAACCAUGCCAGAAAAGUGUGAUGAUCCAGGAGUUUUUGCUAUUCCCUGUUCCAUUGGGGAUCACAAGUUUGAAAAUUGUAUGCUUGAUCUGGGAGCAGGUAUUAAUGUUAUGCCUAGUUCUAUUUAUAAUAACCUUGAUCUUGGUCCUUUGCAGCCUACAGGUUUAAUCGUACAAUUAGCAAACAGGAGCAAUGCCCGCCCUGCUGGGAAGGUAGAAGAUGUCCUGGUGCAAGUUAAUGACUUGAUUCCACUACUACAAAAAAGGGCUUUUAUAGCGUUUUUUUUUGGCUUUUAUAGCAUUUAA